AUGUGCAAGCUUUUGGAGAAGGAGAUGAGGUUCAUUUUUGAUGAGGCAUAUCUUAGAGCCUUUGAAUGCCUAAAGGAGAAGCCAAUUUCUUCCCCAGUGAUCAUUGGACCAGAUUGGGCUGAGCCAUUUGAGGUAAUGUAUGGUGCCAGUAGUACUGCUUUAGGAGUUGUGUUGGGGCAGAAGCGCAACAAGAUGUUCAAUCCGAUUUACUAUGCUAUCAAGGAUAUGAGAGGUUGUGAGAACAAGGUGGCUGAUCACCUGUCUAGGUUGGAGGCUGAAAAGAAAGAGGAAUGUGAGCAAGAAAUCAAUGAUGCAUUCCCGGAUGAGCAGGUAUUGGUUGCAAUUCUUAUUCCUUGGCUUGCUGAUUUUGCUAAUGUUCUUGUUAGUGAUUUGAUGCCCGGGGGGCUGACAUUUCAGCAAAGGAAGAGGUUCCCGCAUAAUGUGGGUAAGUAUUUCUGGGAUGAACCUUACUUGUACAGGGUGUGUGCUGAUAAUAUCAUUAGGCGAUGCGUCCUUGAACCUGAGAUGUUGCACAUUCUAGAGGCAUGUCACUCCUCUCCGCGGCAAAAAUCCAUCUCUCGGUGCAAUGAGUUACCCAUGACACCUAUUCUGGAGGUGGAGCUAUUUAAUGUGUGGGGAGUCAAUUUCAUGGGCCUAUUUGUGAGCUCCUAUGGGCAGAAGUACAUAUUGGUAGUAGUGGACUAUGUGUCCAAAUGGGUUGAAACAGUUGCUUUGCCUGAGAAUGAUAGCAAGAGUGUUGCUGGUUUUCUGAAAAAGAAUAUAUUCUCAAGGUUCGGCACACCCAGAGAUAUCAUUAGUGAUGGCGGUUCCCAUUUCUGCAACAAGGUAUUUAGUGAACUUCUGGCCAAAUAUGGUGUUAAACAACACAAGGUGGCAACUCCUUAUCAUCCACAUACCAAUGGCCAAGUGGAGGUGUCAAAUAGAGAGAUUAAGGUGAUUUUGGCUAAAACAGUAAAUACCAACAUGAGAGAUUGGGCAUGA
Messenger RNA from Solanum tuberosum (potato), 1002 nucleotides. RefSeq lists its product as uncharacterized. Gene Ontology annotation, molecular function: nucleic acid binding. Gene Ontology annotation, biological process: DNA integration. The record is from RefSeq and is a predicted model, not a curated record. Lineage: Eukaryota; Viridiplantae; Streptophyta; Magnoliopsida; Solanales; Solanaceae. The transcript is spliced from 3 exons. Bases 1 to 1002 code for a protein of 333 amino acids.